UAGCCGCACAACCCUUCCUUUCCUUCGUUUUCUUUGAUUUCUGUCUGGAAAACCAACGAAAAAGAAAAGGAAGAAAACAUAGGAAAUCCAUUUGAUCUCCCUCGUCUCUCUCAAUCUUUUAAUCCUUCCUUAUCUCGAUCAGCCCUUGUUCUUCCCUAUUGCCGAUCUGCGCUCUCCUCUCUCUCUUUCUGGUAAUGACGAGAAGAGAGGAAGAAAUUGGAGACGACGGUGAUGGCGAGAAAUGCCGGCGAUUGACAACGGCGACGAUGAUGGCAGUCACAACGAAGCUAUCGGCAGAGAGGGAAGAUGGAGGAGCAAGGGAAUAGAGGUCGGGCAGCGACUUACGGUGAUUGAGCAGCGAGGGCGGCCGAUGCCAACGACGAUGGUGACAGGGGACAAAACUAGGUUUUGUAUUUUCUGGUUAAGUUUUGAACAUGAUGGGAUGGAGAAGGUCGCCGCCGCCAGUCCCGGAUCGCGCCGACGGCGAUGCCAACGUGGAAAAGGGAUUUGACUAUUUCGGUAAGAUUUCGGUGGUGUUUUUGGUAGUUUGAAUCUGAAAAGUCGUGUGACAAUGGUUUGUUUUGGGAUUACGGUUCUAAAACCGAGAUUUGAUGCUUGAUUGCAGAUUGAGGGUGUAAUUGUGGAUGUUCAAUGUGGGUUGAUUUUUGAAAAUUGUGUUGUGUGUUUUGAAAUUUGAUGUUUGGGGGGUACCUGUAUGUUGUUCGAUUUGGGCGAGGGAAAAGAUAGUUGGCUGGAGUGGAGAAAUGGCAACCACCGCCAGCCAUAGUCACCGGCGGCAGUGGUAGCGAAAAACAGAGAGGUCUGGUUUUCUUUUUAGAAAGGUUUAACAUAGAUAGAUAGAUGUGAAUGAUUGUGAAUGGUGAUGAUUAGAUAUGACAAUAGUUGGGUUUGUGUGACUACCAACCUUGGUUGUUCGACGGUUGGAGAUGAUUCUGUCUCUUUUCGGAUUUCUUGCUGCUGCCUUUUGCUUCUUUUUUUCCUUGUGUAUGUUUUCUCGUGUGGUUUGUGCGUGGCUAAAAGAAGGAAUAAGAAAGGAGAGAAAGUGGGAUUUUUGCAGAGUUUUAUUCUCUCUUUUUUGCUCUGUUUUCUAAUCGGAUUAGGAGGGGAGGUCUUCACACUUUGCGUUGUCUGUUUUGGCGUGGGGAAGAAGAAGCCGUCUCUGUUUCUUUGUGAGGAAGGGAAAGUAACUGGGAAGUUUUGCAGAGUUCCCCUGCUGUGUUUUUGGAUUAGAAAAGGAGGAAGUGGAGAGAAGAUUUUGUUUUCAGAGGGAAGCAAAGUGGAAACCAAAAGAGAAGAAGAAGAAGAAGAAGAGAGGGAGUCUUCCCCGGGGAGAAGAAGCUGUCCCCCCUUCUUGCGAGAGCCCAAAGGGUUCUUUUAUAGGAAAAAGUCAGCUUGGGGAACAAGUUUUUUAUUGUACCGAUUUUGGAUCGGACCAGUAUGGGUUUGGUAAGACCUGAUUGGGUUGACCGACUUGACUUUUGUUGAAGGAAUUGACUAAAAGUUGACUUUGAUUUUGAUUCUUGAUUUGAGCCUACAUUUACUUUAUUGUUGUAUUUUGUUUGUAAAUUUAAUGUAAGAAUUAUUACGAAUUAUUAUGGAAUAGCAUUGUGAUUGCAAUUUUUAUUUAUGUUUGAUUUAAUUCUAAUUUAUUUUAAUAAGAUACUUAUUUAUUUUUCUUAAUUUGACUCUUCUAUUGAUUCCCAAGGUACAAUUCUCACCAAAUCCAAAGUCUUAAGAACCAUCCGAAGAUCAACUCACACAACAGUUAAAUUGUCUAAUUCGUCAAGCCAAAGCAAAACAUGUCAACUCUCUCUAUCAAAUCAUAUUGAUCAAGAUUUUUUAUUGCUGAAUCUCAUCACACGAGCCAUCUCAAGUAUUAUCAAUAUGUUUUAGCUUGAAGAUCAUUUAAGAUUCGCUAUUGCAAACCUUCAAUAAAAUCUAAAUUUUGUUUAAUUAAAUUUGUUUUAACCCGGACAAAAAGUAGUGUUUACAGCUAGGUUAGUGGUUAGCUUCGGUUGGUUAGUUUAGUUUUAUUAAUAACUAUCCUAGGUUGGCUAGAUCCCCAUGGUAUAAUAAAUCAUUAUAGCUUGCUUGCCCUAUGCUACACCCGGUCGCCGAUUAUGCUUGGCCGUCGAUCGGGAUGUUGUAGUUGGAAUGAGUCAUCUGUCGGGCACUUUUUACAGUCGAUUGUCACACCCGUGAAUUUGGAAGUCUGCUCAUGAUCUCAUCCCAAAACGUGUUGUUUCAUCAAUAGACUUCACGGUUGGGUGGAAAUUGUCACAGUUUGGUGACCGUGAGUCCGUGACAACUGACUUGCCCGCGAGACAUGCAAAGUCUCCUGAAAUAUAUCCAUCUUCAUGGCCUAGGCCCCAUCUUCAUGGUCGACUAACUCUUAUAAUUGCUCCUUGGGUGUGAUCUCUGCCUGUUUGUCCAUUUCGCUCAAUUUUCACUCUCUUUCAUUUGACUUCUGCUCUAAGACUCGAAACAUGCUAAAAACACACAAACCUAGUGUAAAAUUGAACCCCGGGCGAUGUAAACACCACAAUAAAACUGGCUAAAAACA
Linum trigynum is the source of this 2584-nucleotide messenger RNA. NCBI's taxonomy places the organism in Eukaryota, Viridiplantae, Streptophyta, Magnoliopsida, Malpighiales, Linaceae. The record is from the annotation of a GenBank genome assembly.